ACCAUUUCCAACAACCGGACAGUAUUUCGGUGAUCUUCUCCAUGAUAUUCAGCUUCUACAAGCCCUAUGUUCGGAAACCUGAACGGAUCUGUGUGAGGCCGUCUCGGUAACGGGACAUGACACGUGACCGCGCGACAGCCGUGGAGCCUGGGCAGCCACGAAUCUUACUUUCGCACGGAACCACUUUCUUGCUUCUCAACCAUCCACGCAUUUCCCCAGGAAACCACAAGCCAUGGAAUCUGACGGAACUAAGUCGCCAAAGGGAAGGAAGAGGUCGCGGUCAGAUGUGGAGGACGAUGACCGGAAAGUUCCAAAACCUGCAGCCGAUGCCAACGACGACGAUACCUCUUCCGACGAUGACUUUGGCCCCGCGCUCCCCUCUUCUGCACCGAAGAAGAAAAGGAGGAAGCUGCCGUAUGAAAAACUCUACAUCGCCGCCUUGCCGACCGCGAGCCGCUACUUCAAAUCGUUGAUGCACCGCGACCAGCUAUGCUUUACCACCCUUACCCCAUUUACCGACUUUUUGAUAACGAGCUCCAUCGAUGGCGUGGUAAAGUUCUGGAAGAAAGAUUUCGGGGGCAUAGAAUUCGUGAAGGAGUUCCGGGCGCAUAAUGGAGAAAUACGGUCGGUCAGCGUCAGCGCGGAUGGAAGGAGCUUCGCGACUGCAGGCACAGAUAAAUCGGUCAAAAUCUUUGACGUGGUUACGUUCGAUCUGCUGGCUAUGCUGAGCCUGGAUUAUGCGCCGAAGGCGGUCUGCUGGGUACAUGGUCGCGGCGCGUCGUUCCCACUGCUUGCGGUCUCGUCAGAAGAUAACUCCUGGAUACGGAUAUACGACGGGAGAGGAGAGAACCCGGAGCCACUGCAUUUGCUGAAGAGCGUGCACAAGACGCCGGUAGCGCUCAUGGCGUACAACAACCAGUUCGACUGCGUUGUUUCCGUGGACCAAGGCGGCAUGGUGGAAUAUUGGCAGCCGAGCGGCAGUUUUGAGAAGCCAGACAACGUCUUCGCUAUGAAAAGCUCGACCAGCCUGUUCGAGUUCAAAAGGGCCAAAUCAGUACCUUCGUCGCUGACUAUUUCCCCAACUGGUAAGCAGUUCGCUACAUUCUCGUUCCCGGAUCGCAAGAUUAGGGUAUUCGACUUUACAUCUGGAAAACUCCAUCGAACUUAUGACGAGUCUCUUGAGACCGUCCAGGAGAUGCAGCAAGCUGGUACCGCCGUUCAACGACUGGAAGACAUUGAGUUUGGUCGAAGGCUAAGCAUAGAGCGCGAAUUGGAUCAGCCGUCUAUCCGGCCCCGGAUGAACGUCAUAUUCGACGAGACGGGCAACUUCAUCCUCUACGGUUCGAUGUAUGGCGUCAAGGUUCUCAACACACUCACCAACCGAAUAGUCAAACUCUAUGGACAAGAGGAGUCACUGCGACCGCUGUGGCUAUGCUUAUACCAAGGCCAGCCGGAGAAGAAGGGCGUUGUCACCGUAGAGAUGGCGGCCAGCGAAAACCCGCUGCUGCAGGAAGCGGAGGCGCGUGACGCUAUGCUUGUGGCCACCGGCUCUGGUAAAGUGCGAUUCUACAUGUUCACAAACGAUAAUAACGUCGCGAAAUCCGAACGAGACAUCCAAAAUGAGAAGCCACGCAACAUCUCUACCAAGCAGAAGCUAGAAGAUAAACCCGUAGCCACCGGUACCUUAGCCACUAUCCACACAACCUACGGUGAUAUUACUGUCCGGCUCUUCCCCGAAGCGGCUCCUAAGGCUGUCGAGAACUUCGUUACCCACGCAAAGAACGGAUACUACAACAAUAUCAUCUUCCAUCGCGUGAUCCGCAAGUUCAUGAUCCAGACAGGCGACCCCAUGGGCGAUGGAACAGGUGGUGAGAGUAUCUGGGGCAAGGAGUUCGAGGACGAGUUUUCGAGUCUGAAGCACGACAAGCCGUACACAGUCAGUAUGGCAAACGCAGGGCCCAAUUCGAACGGCAGCCAGUUCUUCAUCACUACGGAGAAGACGCCUUGGCUCGACAACCUUCAUACCAUCUUCGGACGAGCGAUUCAGGGCUUAGAUGUCGUGCAUAAAAUCGAGAACGCGAAGGUCUACAAGGAGAAACCGGAGGAGGAUAUUAAGAUCAUCAACAUCUCAAUUUCGUAGCGGAUAGCCUACCCGAUCGAAUCCAGGAUUUGGGAUAAACGAGUGCGAAUCGAGUCCUCGUUCUCCAUGAUGGGCGGCGGCUAGAGAAAAGUGAUUCUCGAGAAAACGUGAAG
Trematosphaeria pertusa is the source of this 2253-nucleotide messenger RNA. RefSeq lists its product as uncharacterized. Gene Ontology annotation, molecular function: peptidyl-prolyl cis-trans isomerase activity; protein binding. The transcript is spliced from 4 exons. NCBI's taxonomy places the organism in Eukaryota, Fungi, Ascomycota, Dothideomycetes, Pleosporales, Trematosphaeriaceae. Bases 233 to 2140 code for a protein of 635 amino acids. Gene Ontology annotation, biological process: protein peptidyl-prolyl isomerization. The record is from RefSeq and is a predicted model, not a curated record.